This is a messenger RNA of Aspergillus fischeri NRRL 181, 1365 nucleotides long. RefSeq names its product alpha/beta hydrolase family protein. Gene Ontology annotation, molecular function: triacylglycerol lipase activity. The transcript has a single exon. NCBI's taxonomy places the organism in Eukaryota, Fungi, Ascomycota, Eurotiomycetes, Eurotiales, Aspergillaceae. Gene Ontology annotation, biological process: lipid catabolic process. The coding region runs from base 1 to 1365 and encodes 454 amino acids. The record is from RefSeq and is a predicted model, not a curated record.
AUGCGGUCUGCUGUAGCUGCUCUACUCCUCGCAGCUGCCACAGUCUCUGCUUGUAGAACAGAGCAAGCCUCCAACUUCCCAGUCUCUCCGGAAGUUGCCGCUCAAUACGGUUGCGGAAAGACCUGUCAAGAAUCCUUGAAUCAAACAAACUCCAAGGACCUAGACGACUUUGAUACGCCUUUCGACUUCGACUUCUAUGCAACAGCGAAUAAUUUCUCCAACUCCAAGCCUGGAGACCUUCUGAAACUCCAUCCGGUUGACCCCGAUCUCCUGGACCUCCCCGGCGGUGUCGCUACAUACAAGAUCCAGUACACGUCGGUCGACCUGGACAACUCUACCGUCCCUGCCACCGCAUUCGUUGCCUUUCCAUUCGUCCAACGAGGUGGCCCAUUCAAGCUUGUCGCAUUCGCACAUGGAACGUCCGGCGUAUUCCGAGCUUGCGCUCCAUCAACCUCCUCGAGCCUCUAUGAUUAUGAUACCUUGAUUCCUUUGCUAUUUUCAGGAUAUGCUGUUGUCGGGACCGAUUACGCUGGCCUUGGAAACAACUACACAAGCCAUAAAUAUAUAUCCGCCAGGGCUAAUGCCAAUGACGUCUAUUGGUCAACUAUUGCAGCGAGGAAAGCGUUCCCUCACCGUCUCUCUGAGAAAUGGGUGUCGAUUGGCCACUCGCAGGGUGGAGGUGCCUCCUGGAAGCUAUCUGAACACGAACUGGUGCAGACCAAUGAGAGUGGCUAUCUGGGUGGGGUCGCGAUUGCCCCGAAUACCCACAUAUAUGACGCUGUCGUCGAGGAAAUGGACAACCUUGAGGGUUCUUCUGCUGAAGAGUCUCAGAAUUCCGGUGCCUUCUCGUAUAUCCCAUCGGUAUACUUUGCUCUGAGGGCCGUUUUCCCCAACUACACGGCAACAUGGUUAUCUGACGUCGCUCGGAAACGUAUUGAACUGGGGGAACACGCUCAGCUCUGCGCCACUGCUUUGCCUGCCGUGAUGCAGGGCCUGAAUUUCUCGCAAGUCAUUACGAAAGUCGACCCUAGUGGUCUUGCGCCCAUCAAGGAAUUCCAAGACAUGAACGCCCCGGCGCAGGGGGACAAAGCCGCAAGGCCUCUUCUUGUGAUUUCGGGGGCGAACGACACCACUGUACGCCCAGCCCUUGUCAAAAAGGCCUAUAAAAAGAGCUGCGAGGCCGGAAAUAUUGUCCGCCUGAGCAGUUAUCCUGGGCUAGAACAUUCCCCGGUGUUUGGAGCUUCCGCACCAGAAUGGCUCGAAUUUAUCAACAACCUCUUCCAUGGCCGUGGUUUGUCCAACUGCAGCAUGGAAACCGUAAGGCCUUUCGAUGCGCGUCACGCUAACUUCCCUGAAGAAGAAUGA